CCGAGUCCGCCUCGCGAUGUUGGUGCUGCUGCUGCUGCCGCUGCUGCCGCUGGCGGCGACGGCCGACCAGUGCAUGCACCCGGUGACGGACGCCAACUUCACGAACGCCGGCUACGAGGGCAUGUGGUACGAGGUGGGGAAGAUCCAGACGCCGGGCGGCGCCGCCUUCCAGAAGGACUGCGUGUGCGACGCGCUGAACUUCCACUCGGAUGAGCCGCAGCUGGGCGACGGCGAGGUGACCUACACGUGCCGACACAAGACGGUAGAUGGCGCCUUCACCAACAUCACCGCCGACCUGCGCUACGCCGGCACGCCGGGCAACUUCGCGCAGCAGUUCCGCUUUCCGUUCGCUCCCGUGACCGACUACAACCUGGUGCUGCUGGCCGAGGACGCCGCCAUCGAGUACGACUGCAGUGCCGGCCUGUUCGGCGUCAACUACUGCAUCCACUUCAUCAGCCGCACGCCGCAGUUGCCGGCCGAGCGGCUGCAGGAGCUGCGGCAGUUCGCCGACCAGCUGGGUCUGAACACGCACCAGCUCGACUACAAGGAGAACGUGCAGGACGGCUGCUGGUGAUGGGCGGAGCCGGCGUGCAGGACGGCUGCUGGUGAUGGGCGGAGCCGGCGUGCAGGACGGCUGCGGGUGAUGGGCGGAGCCGGCGUGCAGGACGGCUGCUGGUGAUGGGCGGAGCCCG
Messenger RNA from Pollicipes pollicipes, 692 nucleotides. Its product is annotated as apolipoprotein D. NCBI's taxonomy places the organism in Eukaryota, Metazoa, Arthropoda, Thecostraca, Pollicipedomorpha, Pollicipedidae. Bases 17 to 574 code for a protein of 185 amino acids. Gene Ontology annotation, cellular component: cytoplasm. The record is from RefSeq and is a predicted model, not a curated record. The transcript is spliced from 2 exons. Gene Ontology annotation, biological process: lipid metabolic process; response to reactive oxygen species.